Molecule: messenger RNA, 1596 nt
Organism: Daphnia carinata
Lineage: Eukaryota; Metazoa; Arthropoda; Branchiopoda; Diplostraca; Daphniidae
Exons: 4
Coding region: 305-1339 (344 amino acids)
Source: RefSeq, a predicted model, not a curated record
CGCGUUCCAGUAGUUCCAGUGACAACCAACUGUUACGCACGUGUUUUUUGGUUCUCUGUAGUGCUUCAACUGUUCGUGACCAACACCGUCAAAAGACCGACUGCACAUUUGUUUUGGUGGCAAAAUAAAGUUGAAUUUUUUUUUCAGUUAUCGUGUUUGAUGUGUUUAUCGGAUUGAAUCGACAAGUUUGUUUACACGCAAAACAGCACGUCCGUCGCCUAGCAUUGAUGCAGGUGAUGAGGUGAACGCGAGACAGCCCUGCGAAAAGGAUACUUAAAAAAAAAAAAAAAAAGAAAAACGCAAAAUGAGCGACCCCAUGCCGUUGGCUGUCUUUUGGUUGCUCAUGACCUGUUGGACUUGGACUUCUGCUAGUUUAGUGACGACGCGUAUCGUUGGAGUGGGCCAUCCCAGACAGCAACAAAAUACAGUGCGGCGGAUCGAUCCAGUUACUGAACCAGGAGAAUGGAAGCCCAUUGAUUACGGACAUCCAAUGCGCGACGAUCCUACGCUUGUCUACGUGCCACCGGUAGUGGACCCCGUGCACUACGGUAUCCAUUCGGCGGAGCCCCUGUGGCCAAUACGAGGCUCUAAACUGCCGCAAUUUCACCUUCCACCGGAAGCCAUGCUGUCCACGGCUUCCACUGACCACCGCUGGAGGUCUCGGCAGACCCCGAGGCCGAAAAAGACCAACCAAACAUCAGGAAGGACGACGUUUCAGCCGUCACAACAAAGAGUAGAUCAUCGGCCCAUCCACCGGCUGCCGCAAUAUUAUCGACAUCCAGUCAAAUCAACUGCGUGGCAAAGAUACGAUCAUCCCACUAUGCGACUUAUUGGUAGAUCGCCGGCCCUCGGCCCGUCUUUGCCAGUUGUGUUGCCCACUUUCAAACCGGGAGUAACAACGACAAUCAAACCCGUGGUACUGCCGAUGACAAGGCCGGGAACGCCGCCGAUGUUCACACCGGAGCAACUGCGGAAUCUCCAACGCGUCACUGAACGGUAUACUUCCGAUGCGACGAUACCCAAUCGAUUAUUUGUUAGCAGUGCGAGAAGCUACAGGAAUGACAUUGACAAUUACAAUGGCAGCCCUGUAAUUAAUAACAGGAACAGUCAGCAUAAUAAUAAAGUAGAUAGCAUCGACCGUUCGGACGAUGUAAACGAGCUAUUCACUAGUGAUGUUUCGCACGAAUCUAUGGAAAAUGAGACGGUAGAUGUGAGCGAAGCAGAUCGUCGUCAACGUAAAAGGGCAAGAAAGCCGUUCGUUCCUUUUCAAUUUGUCAUCCAGUCGGGAUAUUCCAAAGUUCGGAAAUACGGCAACGAUAUAAAGGAAUUAAUACGCUGAUCUUUCUUUACUGUGCCCUACCAGCCAGUCUACUAGUAUGUCCUCCCUUACUAAUCCCGAUUAACCCAAACUGCUGCAGUAUUCAAGAUUUUAAAAAAAAAUAUGAUUUCGUUGGAAAAUACAGUAUAGAUUUAUAUUUAUAUGUGUGUAUUUAUGUGUGUGCGUGGCAACUGGUCGAUAGUUGUCAAUUGUCGGGGCAGUGCCGUAUGAAGGCCAUCGCGUAACUGUCGAUAGCAAUCAAUACACGAGCCCGGACA